Callorhinchus milii (elephant shark) is the source of this 1059-nucleotide messenger RNA. Its product is annotated as F-box only protein 2. NCBI's taxonomy places the organism in Eukaryota, Metazoa, Chordata, Chondrichthyes, Chimaeriformes, Callorhinchidae. The transcript has 6 exons. Gene Ontology annotation, cellular component: SCF ubiquitin ligase complex; cytoplasm. The coding region runs from base 156 to 875 and encodes 239 amino acids. Gene Ontology annotation, molecular function: ubiquitin protein ligase activity; protein binding. Gene Ontology annotation, biological process: glycoprotein catabolic process; SCF-dependent proteasomal ubiquitin-dependent protein catabolic process. The record is from RefSeq and is a predicted model, not a curated record.
UGAGCAUGUGCAUGAACUCAGCCCUUGGCUCUGUGUAAAGGCGAUUCCAGACUCAUACCCACAACGAAUGUUCUUCCAGGCAGGACCGCAGUGAGAGGCCGGCACAGCACAGCAAGAGCUGGAGGAAAGUCACUGAGGUCACAGGACGUGAGGGCAUGAGCACCAUUCACUCUCUACCUGAACAGCUUCUGCUCAAAGUCUUCUCCUACGUCUCUCUCCAAGAGUUGGCUGUGGGCUGCAGACCAGUGUCGCGCCAGUGGAAAGAGCUGGUGGACGACAGAUUCCAGUCGGGAGGAAUGUCCGAGGGCUUGGCGGACUGGGGGGAGGGGGCACUGGCUGAGCCUGUGAGGCAGAACCUGAUCAAAAAUCCGUGUGGAGAAGAUGGAUUGGAUUUCUGGGAGCUGAUGGAGAAUGGCGGCAGCGGGUGGAAAGUUGAAGAGCUCCCGGGAGACAAUGGGAAAGCUUUCCCUAACGAAAACAUCCAGAAAUAUUUUGUUACGUCUUUUGAAUGGUGCCAAAAGUCCCAGCUGAUUAACCUGGUGUCCGAGGGGUGGCAGGAGGAGAUGGUAGACAACACUCAGCCUCCCAUCGUGGUCAGGGACUGGUACGCUGGUAGGCACGACUCAGGCUGCGAGUACGAGCUCCACGUGGAGCUGCUGUCUGAAGACCUCAGUGUGUUGGAGGAGUUCAAGUCGGACACAGUUCAGGUUCCGCAGUGGGGUGACGCUGAGUGGACAGAGAUAUCGCACACGUUCACAGAUUACGGGCCGGGAGUUCGUUACGUCAGGUUCUCACACCGAGGGAAGGAUGCCCAAUACUGGGACGGCUGGUUCGGGGCCAGAGUCACUCACAGCAGCAUCACCGUGGGCCACUGAGGCUCCAUCAGGAGAUCAAACACCUUCUUUCGCCAACCCUCAGAUUGCUUGCUGGACCCAGGCGGAAUAUUCCAGCAAAUGCCAAAGAGCCCGACUCACAGCGACUAGACCUGUUCUCGUGUUUUGGGGAGUCACAAAAUAUGCAACGGAGAUAUCCUCUCCCCACACUCCGCCCCCCCCCCCC